GAAUUUACUGUAUUGAACUUUCAGAAUUUAAGGAAAUCAAGUGGAUUUUCUUGCAUGAAAAAAAUUGAAAACCACAUUUUCAGUGAAUCUCAAAGUAUGUAUUGAACUUCACCGAUAGCGAGCAGGUAUUGCUUGUUAUUUUACAGUUAAGGAAAGUAUGUAUAUUUUUAAUUAAAUACCUGAAACAAGAGUGAUAUUAAGAUUCACCUGUGCUUUAAAUAAUAGUGCUGUUGCGUGAUAUAGUAAUCUUAGGAAGUGAUUAGUGUUGCAAAGAAGUGAUUAGCUUUUUGACGAAGUGGUUAGUGCUACUAAGGAGUAAAAUAGUGUUGAGAAGUGAAUAGUGUUCGUGAUAAUUUGUGUUUCUAUAUCGUGCGACAUGUGACGCAUCAAGCUGUACAUAUUUCAUGGAGGUGUGGAGGGACACUCCUCUUCGAGGGGUCCACCCCCUGCCCCAGGUCUCAGCUGCCACCGACUUUGCCUCGUCCACUGCUUUAUCCUCCUCCACCGCCUUCCUUUCUUCCUCCAAUUCUCUCACCACAUUAUCCAAGGCCUUUGUCACGUCUUCCAGAAACUUUACCUCGUUCUCACACGCCUUUUCCUCAUCCUCUCCAUCCCCUUCGUCGUCGUCGUCAUCUUCCCCGUCGCCCCGAGGUCACGGGCUGGGUGUGAGGGUUGAGGGGGGACACAUGAAGGGGGCGUGUGUGGAGGAGUUCGGGAGGGGCCAGGCAGCCCCCCACCCCCACACACAGUCUCUUGUGCCCCGCGUCACUAGCUACCCUGACGCCUCCAGUGACUUUCGUGUGCCUUGUAGUACACAAGUUGAUGCGAACUGUGUAGGUCAGAACUGCGCAACCACCCCACUAGAACCCCUCCAUAGAACAUUAAGCACUGCUCUGGGCUCAUACACUCAGGCUACAUCACAUUUUAAUGGAGAAAGUGAGUGCUCUACGGAAAAUAACAAUUACUCUCAUGGCACUCGCAUUGCUAUUAGUUCGUGCAGGGAACACGAGGCAGCAGACCUGCGUGUGGGCUGGUUUGGUGUUGGUGUUGAACGUAGCGUUGACCACCCGACCUCUGGCUCUACUAUCAACGGUCUGCCUACUUCUUCCUACCAUCAUACUUACCGUGCCAUCGAAGAGAGUCUCAGGCGUCACAAAGUUCAGAAUGGAAAGUUGCCUUCGACUAAUGGAGCAGAGAAUGGCAUUGCGGUGUCGAGGUACAACAAUAUCAGGAUUCAGAACGCUGCUCAGGUGUUAGCGGGGGCAGGACGGGGGUCGGUGACCUCUCCGUUAGAUUUGAGCAUCAACGCAGGGGGCAUACAACAGCCCACCCGUGCACGUUCGCGCCCCUCCGGUAACCAUAUCUCCAUCAGACCCAAGCUCUCUCUUCCCGCCGACGAUCAGGACCCCGACAGCCCCGACGAAGGUCUGGUGGACGGCCCUGGAGGACUCACCGGCCGUGUCAAGAACCUGUGUGGUUCCUUCAACCUGGCCGGGGAUACCAUGGAAGGGAUUAUCCAGUGCCUGGUCUUCCUCAAAGCCUUCAGUCUUGUGGGGGGCGAGUUUGACAUGGAGCUGAACUUCGUCAUCCAGGAUGCUCACAAUCUUCGUCAUAUGCUCGAGCUCCUCGACCACUGCCCGCCACCCCUUCAGGCCGAGAUAUGGUCAGUUUUUAUCGCGAUCCUGAGGAAGAGUGUCCGUAACCUGCAAGCCUGCACUGAAGUGGGACUCAUCACCCAUGUCCUGCAGAGACUUCCGCAGGCAGACAACGUCGUGGCAGACCUGCUGAUCGAGGUACUUGGGGUGUUGACGAGCUACUCCAUCACCGUCAAGGAACUCAAAAGUCUCUUCGGCUCCAUGAAGGCUGAGCGUGGACGAUGGCCUCGUCACUCGGCUAAGCUGCUGGGGGUACUACGUCAGAUGCCCAACCGUUCGGGUCCAGACGUCUUCUUCUCUUUCCCUGGCAAGAAGGGCUCGGCGCUGGUGCUGCCACCUCUGGCCCGCUGGCCAUACGAAGCUGGCUGGACCUUCACCACUUGGUUUCGUCUCGACCCUAUCAACUCUGUCAACAUCGAGAGGGAGAAGCCCUAUCUUUACUGGUAAGUGAGUUGAUGGCAGACGACUGUGGAGAGCUGUGGUAUGUAUACACUGGUUCUGUUUAGUUUAGCUCAUGUAUUGUAUUUCUUCUAAAUUUUAACUUCUUACGUAAGAAAAAGAAAAUUCCGUCACGCCUGCUGGGGAUCGAACCUAGUUGUGGAAGUAUGUACGGUGCACGGUGCGCGCCAACGUUCACAGUAAAGAUGCCACUAAUAAAUUGGUAGAAGGUAACCAAAAAAUAUUCUUCGCGAUAGAAUAGAAGCGUCCUCCUCCCCUCAAAAAAAAAAAAAAAAAAAAAAAAAAAAAAAAAAAAAAAAGAAACGUACUUCUUUAACUAAACUGUUUCCAGUGAUCUGGAGAAUCUUUUUAUACAUUAUAAUGUAACAGAAUGAAAGAUUCUCAGGAGACGUGUUUCAUCUAAGACGGUCAUACAGUGUAUUAAUUUAUCCCGUGUACAUAUUAAAGAACAAAAAGGCACAAUACCAUGACUAGAACAAAACACAAAUAACGCGCAUAACAGUAUUUCUUUUAACAUAAGUCAGCUCACUGUUGAGUGUGACUUUCAACAUGCAGUCAGUGUUUCCAGUUUGAACUUAGGCAUAAAUAUAAUCUCUGUAGUUGAUUGUAACGAAAUUGUUUGGUAUGGCAAGUUUGGUACCGAAGCUGUGAUUUGGUUCAAACUUCAGACUAGUGUUUGGCUAUUCUGACGUGUAUCGAACUGAGGGUAAACUUAAAACAAUUGCAUUUAUUAUCUUGGUUUAUGGAAAGUGUUGAAGACGUGCAAACAUUGAUUUAAGUGUAGGACAGUCGAUGAGUGAGACAGGCAGUUUAUUAGCCUGUACGUCCUUAAGUCCAUCUGUCUGUUCAUCCAUCCGUCAGUCUGCCGCCAUUCCAUCGUCCAUUUGUUAAUUUGUUCAGGUGCAAAGACAAAUCUGCAGACAUAGUGACUCGUGUUUAUAUUCACACUGCUCUUGUCCAGAAGACAGAUACUGUAAUUAAAUAUCAGUCAGUUUAACAAUGACGUUUUACGUUUUGGAAUCGUGCAUAUUUUGUUUUUAAUUUGUAGUGAAUUGUGUACUGUACUAAAUUAUUUGUUGUUUAUACUGUGAUAAUUUAAUUUUAAUAACUAAAAGAAUUGGUAAUAACUCGAGUUUUGCGGAUUAAUGUGCAACUGUGUAUUGAUUUGUUAUGUCUUUGUUAUCAGUCCUACGAUAACUUGAGUGUAGCUUACCAAGUCAGUGACACACUUGUAUUGGUGUAUUGUGAAGUGUAUUGGAGAAAUGUCCAAUG
This is a messenger RNA of Cherax quadricarinatus, 3386 nucleotides long. RefSeq lists its product as uncharacterized. The record is from RefSeq and is a predicted model, not a curated record. NCBI's taxonomy places the organism in Eukaryota, Metazoa, Arthropoda, Malacostraca, Decapoda, Parastacidae. Gene Ontology annotation, cellular component: cytosol; membrane. Gene Ontology annotation, biological process: intracellular protein localization. Gene Ontology annotation, molecular function: protein kinase binding.